UAAUUAACCUCCGUCCCUAAAUAUAAGACACUCUUUACAUUUUUCUUUAUCCGUUUUUGUAAGACCCUUUUCAUAUUUUCAAGGGCAUUAAUUAUUUCUUUACCGGCAUACCCCUAAUUAAAGUGCAUACUUUAGAAAAACAAUAACUCAUUCUCUUCCUUCAAGAAUAAAAUCGUAAAAACAAUACCAAUUGUCAACAAAUUUAAUGCUACAAUCCACUUUCUUAAUCUCCGCAAUUUUUUCAAUGAGGUCUUAUAAUUAGGGUCAAAGAUAGUACUACUCCGUCCCAAAAUAUAAGUAAAAGGAGGUCAACAAAAGUGAAUGUAUAUGGACUAAAUUUUAAACCAAAUACAUCAACUUUUAUUGACCAAUUUUUGCUUAUAUUUUGGGACGGAGGGAGUAUAUACAAAGAGAAUAUAAACUUUUGGUAUAACUCUUUCUUUUAAUUUAACUCUUCAUUUAAACUAUUUUGUUUACGGUUUAAAGCAUGUAUCAUAUUUCAAAUUUCAGUAGUUAGAUAAGCGGUUUUUAUAAGUUAGGCUUAUCACAAAUAACAAUAGAAAUACUAGAAAAUACCAUAAUUAUAUAUGAUGCAGAUUUCUUAAUGUGUCUAUUACUUAGAAAUACUGGAUUCUAUCCCUUUCAAGCAAAAUUAGUUAAGCUCAUGUUUAUAAAGCAAUUGCCCUGAAUUAGUAAUAGAUUUAUUUUGACCAUAAAAAGCUUUUAGUUAAUUAUUCUAAUUAAUAAUUAUAAGAGCAGCCAAAAAAAAUUAUCAACACAAUUCAUUCUCUAGAAAAGGCCAAGUCAAAUCAUAUAUCCACUGAUGAUUUUAACAUCUUUUGGAAAGUCAAAAUUAAAGAAACAAUAUAAUAAUAAGGUGGCAGCAUUUGAGCCUCUCCUCUGUUUGCUUUUUGCCUGGAACAUAGCAGACCCUUCAUGAAUGAAAGAUAAGACAAAAGAACAAAAAUCAUACUCAGAAAAUUCCAAAUUGAAGGCACCAGAAGUUUCUAAUAUUUCUGAUAUUUCUCUCUUUUUAAACUAACUCAGCUCCUUCCCUCAGAAUCAAUUUUUGCACACUCAUCAAGCAACUUCAGAAAAAGUGUACUUAAAAAGCCAUAUUCAAAACCUUAAAGUAUAACACUCCAUAUUCAAAUAAGGUUAACAAUUAUGUCUUCAACUCUAUCUCUCUCAGUCUCUCCCACUUUGAUCUUAAAGCCUCAAAAUCUUUCCAAAGACACCAACCUUACAAAAUCCAACACCAAAGAAACACAAUCUCCACAAACUUUGUUAGACACCACCAAACUCACAAAAAGGAAGGUAUUGACAUCAAGUGUGAUUGGAUUGAUCCCAGCAUGUGUUGCUAAGCCUACAAGAGCUGAGCCUGAAAGUCCAAAUGCUUCAACCUCAAGUAGAAUCUCAUACACAAGAUUCUUGCAGUACUUAGAUGAAGGUGUUGUUAAGAAAGUGGACUUAUUAGAGAAUGGAACAGUAGCUAUUGCUGAGAUAUAUAAUCAAACUUUGGAUAAAAUCCAAAGGGUUAAAAUUCAGUUACCAGGGUUGCCUAAAGAGUUGGUUAGGAAAAUGGAAGAUAAAAAUGUUGACUUUGGUGUUUAUCCUAUGGAUGCAAAUUGGGGAGAUGCAAUACUUGAUCUUUUAGGAAACUUGGCAUUUCCUUUGAUAUUGCUUGGUAGUUUACUCCUUAGGUCAUCUAGAAAUAAUCCUGUUGAUGGACCUAACUUGCCCUUUGGAUUAGGAAGGAACAAGGCAAAAUUUCAGAUGGAACCAAACACAGGAGUGACAUUUGAGGAUGUAGCUGGAGUAGAUGAAGCAAAGCAAGAUUUCCAAGAGAUAGUUGAGUUCUUACAAACCCCUGAGAAAUUUUCAUCACUCGGAGCGAAAAUUCCAAAAGGAGUUCUUUUAGUAGGUCCACCAGGGACAGGAAAGACACUACUAGCAAAAGCAAUUGCAGGAGAAGCAAAAGUUCCAUUCUUUUCACUAUCAGGUUCAGAAUUCAUUGAGAUGUUUGUUGGUGUUGGUGCUUCAAGAGUAAGAGAUUUGUUUAACAAGGCCAAAGAAAAUUCACCUUGUUUGAUAUUUAUUGAUGAGAUUGAUGCUGUUGGAAGACAGAGAGGUACAGGUAUUGGUGGAGGGAAUGAUGAAAGAGAACAAACAUUGAAUCAGUUGUUGACUGAAAUGGAUGGUUUUAGUGGUAAUACUGGUGUUAUUGUUAUUGCUGCUACUAAUAGACCUGAAAUUCUUGAUUCUGCAUUGCUUAGACCUGGAAGGUUUGAUAGACAGGUAACUGUUGGAUUACCAGAUAUUAGAGGGAGGAAAGAAAUAUUGAAAGUUCAUAGUAACAACAAGAAGCUUGACAAGGGUAUCUCACUUAGUGUCAUUGCCAUGAGAACUCCUGGAUUCAGCGGUGCGGACCUCGCAAACCUUAUGAAUGAAGCUGCCAUUCUAGCCGGUCGAAGGCGAAAAGAGAAGAUCACAAUGAAAGAAAUCGAUGACUCCAUAGAUCGCAUUGUUGCUGGCAUGGAAGGAACCAAGAUGACGGAUGGCAAGAGCAAAAUUUUGGUGGCUUACCAUGAAGUUGGACAUGCUAUUUGUGCGACACUGACUCCAGGACAUGAUCCAGUACAAAAGGUCACUUUAGUUCCUAGAGGCCAAGCUAGGGGCUUAACUUGGUUCAUACCAAGUGAAGAUCCUUCACUUAUCUCCAAGAAUCAAUUAUUUGCAAGAAUAGUUGGAGGCUUAGGAGGUAGAGCAGCAGAAGAAGUCAUAUUUGGUGAAACUGAGAUAACCACUGGAGCUGCCGGGGAUUUGCAACAAAUUACACAAAUAGCAAGACAGAUGGUAACAAUGUAUGGCAUGUCUGAGAUUGGACCAUGGACAUUAACUGAUCCUACAACUCAAAGUAGUGAUGUAGUCCUAAGGAUGUUGGCAAGGAACUCAAUGUCUGAGAAACUUGCAGAGGACAUUGAUAACUCAGUGAGACAUAUAAUUGAGAAAGCAUAUCAAGUUGCAAAGAAUCACAUAAGGAAUAAUCGCGAUGCUAUUGAUAAAUUAGUUGAUGUGUUACUUGAGAAAGAGACACUUAGUGGAGAUGAAUUUAGAGUAAUCUUAUCUGAAUUUACAGAUAUUUCUUCAAUUAAGAUAGAUAGAACCUCUGUUAGGGAAAUGAUUGAAGCAUAAGAAAGAUCAUAGCUAUGUAAUGUGGCAGGGUAGAGUUGUACAUGAGUUGAUCAUAGUCUAGAGAGUAUAGUAUUAACAUUUUUCAUUUGUA
Molecule: messenger RNA, 3286 nt
Organism: Trifolium pratense (red clover)
Lineage: Eukaryota; Viridiplantae; Streptophyta; Magnoliopsida; Fabales; Fabaceae
Product: ATP-dependent zinc metalloprotease FTSH 6, chloroplastic
Exons: 5
Coding region: 1168-3195 (675 amino acids)
Biological process (GO): proteolysis
Cellular component (GO): membrane; chloroplast thylakoid
Molecular function (GO): ATP hydrolysis activity; metalloendopeptidase activity; zinc ion binding
Source: RefSeq, a predicted model, not a curated record